Tremella mesenterica DSM 1558 is the source of this 588-nucleotide messenger RNA. RefSeq lists its product as uncharacterized. The record is from RefSeq and is a predicted model, not a curated record. The coding region runs from base 1 to 588 and encodes 195 amino acids. The transcript has 2 exons. NCBI's taxonomy places the organism in Eukaryota, Fungi, Basidiomycota, Tremellomycetes, Tremellales, Tremellaceae. Gene Ontology annotation, molecular function: protein binding.
AUGUCCACCGUUCCCAAAUACUCUGAGAAGAGCGCCGACGUAGAGCUAGUUACAAGUGAUGAUGCUCAUUUCCGAGUUCAUUCGUAUAUGUUAAAAGCGCACAGUACCCUCUUCCGAGACAUGUUAGACCUUUCCACUCCUCUUGACCCAAACGAACCUAUAUCUCUUGAAAUCACACAAGAAGACCUAACCGACUUUCUCGAUAUAAUGUACGAUCAUUCCCCUUCUUUAACAUCUUGGUCAAAAUGUCAAACCCUCCUAUCUAAUCUGGACAAAUACGGUAGUGAUAAACUUAUCGAAAGAGUUCUCGUCCGUUCGACUCCUAUGGCAUCUAAACAUCCUUGGGAGAUAUUCGCAUUUGCUAGUAGACAUGAUAAUGUAGCUCUUGCAAGAGAAGCUUUAAGACAUUUUGGGAAUGUAACUAGCUUAACACAUAUGGAAAUUGGUGGAAUCACUAGAGCUAUGGGAGAACAAGUUGAUCCUAUUUAUUUAUUAGGUUUAGCUCAAGCUAUGGGGAAAUGGCCAAAACAAAAUAGAGCUAAAGUUGAUUGGUUAAAUAUAGCUAUUAGUUUUAGUCUUCCUACGUGA